GAUCAGCAAGCAACAGUAUAAGAAAACCUUUUUCUUCCCUAUUUCUUCAAGCCCUAAACCAUCAAAUAAUAAGGGUUAUACAGAUCUGAUCACAAAAAAAAAAAUGGAAACUUUAGAUAAAUUGAAGAUCUGGGUAUUGUUAAUUUGCAUGAUAUCUGAAAUGGGUCAUGGGUUUUAUCUUCCUGGAAGUUACCCACACAAAUAUAUUGUAGGUGAUCCAUUAUCUGUAAAAGUCAACUCUUUGACUUCUAUAGAUACAGAAAUCCCAUAUAGUUACUAUAGUUUACCUUUCUGUCAACCUCCAGAAGGUAUUAAAGACAGUGCUGAGAAUCUUGGUGAGCUUUUGAUGGGUGAUCGUAUCGAAAACUCGCCUUAUAAGUUUAAAAUGUAUAAGAAUGAGACCGAGAUCUUUCUUUGUGAAACGAAACCGUUGUCUAGUCAUGAGUAUAAGUUGUUGAGUAAUAGGAUUGAUGAGAUGUAUCAGGUUAAUUUGAUUCUUGAUAACUUACCCGCUAUUCGGUAUACUAAAAGGGAUACUUUUUAUUUGAGGUGGACGGGGUAUCCGAUAGGGAUCAAACUUGAAAACGCGUAUUACGUGUAUAAUCAUUUGAAGUUUACUGUUUUGGUUCAUAAGUAUGAAGAGACAAAUGUGGCUAGUGUAAUGGGAACAGGGGAUGGUGCUGAUGUAAUUCCGGCUGUUGGUAAAUCGGGAUCCGGUGUUCCUGGUUAUAUGGUUGUAGGAUUUGAGGUGACACCUUGUAGUGUUAAACAUAAGCCCGAGUCGUAUAAGAAUUUGAAAACUUAUGGGAAGUACUCGUCUAAAAUCACGUGUGAGGAGAACACUGUUAACAUGGCUAUAAAGGAAAAUGAGCCUGUGGCUUUCACUUAUGAAGUUGCAUUUGUUGAGAGUGACAUUAAGUGGCCUUCAAGAUGGGAUGCUUACUUGAAAAUGGAGGGGGCAAAAGUACAUUGGUUUUCUAUUCUUAAUUCGUUGAUGGUGAUCACUUUCUUGGCUGGGAUCGUUCUUGUGAUCUUUUUGAGAACGGUUAGAAGGGAUUUGACUCAUUAUGAGGAAUUAGACAAGGAGGCUCAAGCCCAAAUGAAUGAAGAAUUAUCUGGUUGGAAGCUCGUUGUUGCUGAUGUGUUUCGGGCUCCUAACAAUCCGUCACUUUUAUGUGUAAUGGUGGGUGAUGGGGUUCAGAUUCUGGGAAUGGCAGUUGUGACCAUCAUGUUUGCAGCUCUGGGAUUCAUGUCACCAGCUUCCCGUGGGACCUUGGUCACUGGUAUGCUAAUCUUUUACAUGAUUCUUGGAAUUUUAGCUGGUUAUGUUGCUGUACGUAUGUGGAGAACGAUCUAUUGUGGGGACCACAAAGGAUGGGUCUCGGUUUCAUGGAAAGUUGCAUGCUUUUUCCCUGGUAUUGCAUUCUUGAUCCUCUUCACAUUAAAUUUCCUCUUAUGGGGUUCACAUAGCACCGGAGCUAUCCCGUUUUCGUUAUUUGUAAUUCUCAUCUUACUAUGGUUUUGCAUUUCCGUUCCUUUAACAUUUGUUGGUGGUUACUUUGGUGCAAAAGCCCCUCAUAUUGAAUACCCCGUGAGAACCAACCAAAUACCCCGUGAAAUCCCUGCCCAGAAGUACCCAUCAUGGCUUUUAGUUUUAGGAGCAGGAACUCUUCCAUUCGGUACCCUUUUCAUCGAGCUUUUCUUCAUCAUGUCUAGCAUAUGGAUGGGUCGGGUUUACUAUGUUUUUGGAUUCUUAUUUGUUGUCUUGAUCCUUCUUGUGGUCGUUUGUGCCGAGGUUUCACUAGUUUUGACCUACAUGCAUCUUUGUGUUGAGGAUUGGAAGUGGUGGUGGAAAUCUUUCUUUGCAUCUGGUUCGGUUGCAUUGUACAUUUUCUUGUACUCUAUAAACUAUCUCAUUUUUGACCUCAAGAGUCUGAGCGGACCAGUCUCAGCUACACUCUACUUGGGUUACUCUUUCUUAAUGGUCCUAGCCAUCAUGUUAGCCACAGGCACAGUUGGGCUCCUUUCAUCUUUUUGGUUUGUGCAUUACCUGUUCUCGUCCGUGAAGCUUGAUUAAAAGAAGUAGUUGACUGUUACAUACUGUUCUAUUCUUCUUGUACCGGUUUUCUAGGAUUUUGGUUGGAUAUACGAAUAAUUAAGUCUGAGUUUUUUUUCUUUACUUUCUGGUAUUGUACUUUCAUAGUUAUUGUACUUUCAUAGCAGGAACUUAGUUACAUAUGAAUGAAGAAGCAGAUGAUUAUUAAGUAGUUCGUAUAA
Erigeron canadensis is the source of this 2277-nucleotide messenger RNA. RefSeq names its product transmembrane 9 superfamily member 11-like. NCBI's taxonomy places the organism in Eukaryota, Viridiplantae, Streptophyta, Magnoliopsida, Asterales, Asteraceae. The coding region runs from base 104 to 2077 and encodes 657 amino acids. The record is from RefSeq and is a predicted model, not a curated record. Gene Ontology annotation, cellular component: membrane. Gene Ontology annotation, biological process: protein localization to membrane. The transcript has 2 exons.